Molecule: messenger RNA, 1134 nt
Organism: Coffea arabica (coffee)
Lineage: Eukaryota; Viridiplantae; Streptophyta; Magnoliopsida; Gentianales; Rubiaceae
Source: RefSeq, a predicted model, not a curated record
CGAAUCGGAUUGACCCGAUCACAGCCAGCCGAAUUUUGGAGAAACCGGACUCGGCUUCGUCGAACAUUAUAAAGAAUUCCAGCGACCCGACCGGAUUAUUCUAGCCGUCGACGAUUCAACUCCGAGCCCAAUGAAGGAGGCCACGCGCCUUACAUGCUAUUUACCCAUAAUCAUUGUAUUGGCAGCAGAUUUAUGUGUGGGCAUCAGAUUCUCCGCCCAGUUAUCGGAGGGUUCAAUUACAGACACAGCCAAUCAACAACAGCUGCAAACAACGGUUUUUGCUCUAGGAAGCUUCUGGAGAUCGGAAGCGGUGUUUGGCUGCUUGGAUGGGGUAGUGCGUACGACUGUCGGCUAUUCCGGUGGAUCCAAAACCAAUCCCGAGUAUCGGAGCUUAGGUGAUCACGCUGAAUCUGUUCAGAUUGAAUAUGAUCCUAAGGUAAUUACUUUUAAACAACUUUUGGAGGUCUUCUGGACCAGCCACGAUUCUAGGCAGGUGUUUGGGCAAGGUCCUGAUGUGGGUAACCAAUACAGAUCCAUCGUUUUCACAAAUGGAACUGAAGAGUCAAGAUUGGCUUCUGUAAGUAAAGAAAGAGAGCAGACAAGGUCAAAGAGUGGCAUUGUAACCACUCAAAUUCAGCAAUUGGGAACAUUCUAUCCUGCAGAGCCUGAUCAUCAGAAAUUUGAGCUGAAACGGAAUCCGUUUCUUCUUCAACUAAUGGGAAACUUGCCUGAAGAAGAGCUGGAAAAAUCAAGUCUGGCAGCCAAAUUAAAUGGCUACGCAGCAGAGCUUUGUCCGCCAAGAUUGCAAAAACGUAUUCAUGCAAAGAUCAAUGACAUCCUAAGAAAAGGUUGGCCCAUCCUCAGAGAAGUUUAGGAAGAAAUAUUUUUUGGUGGUGAACUUAGAGAUCCUGGGAGGCAUAUAUUUUCGGAGGAAAAUUUAUUCAAUUUCGUUCAGCUGGCCGCGACAUUUUUUUUUGUUAAAUUAUACCCCUUAUUCCUUGGAAGAUCUAACGAUUCGUUGAGAGAGUUUGAGCAUUAUGACAAAUUUGAAUUUCAUGACAUUUUUCCUCAACAUUGGAGUGACUGAUUUUUAUUUAUUUAUUUUUUUGUACAAUAUUUUAUCUGCUUUGUAAA